UAACCAAUAAAGCAAUCCAAUAAAGAUGACCCAUUACUCAAACCACCUCUUCUUUCCCCCUUCUAAAUAAUAAUACUCUCAAAUUCAGACUAACAUGCCUAUUUGAGACCUCUAUCUUUGGCCAAUGGAGCAAUCCAAUAAAUAGGAUCUCCAUUACUCAAACUACCUCUCUUUUCUCCCUUGAAAUAACAACAUUGAGUUUCUAAAGGAAAAAAGAAAAAGUGGUGGUCCUCCAUCCAUAAGGAAAUAGUUCCAUCACCAAAAAGAUAUACAUUAUUCUUAAUAUAAUUUCCUCCUUUUCUGCCAUAAUGUAUCGUCCUCCACCAUAUGAAGGGCAAUAUUACCAUGACGAAAAGCGAAGAGGAGGAUGCUCUUGCAUUAGAUGCAUCUGUUGUUGCUAUUGCAUCCUACUUUUGAUCGUCAUUGUUAUAGCCUCGCUUGCCGUCUAUCUCUACGUGUACUUCAAGCCGAAAGUGCCCACCUACAAAUUUCAAUCCUUUGAUGUUAAGGAUUUCGGGUAUCAGCCUGAUUUCAGUGUCAACGCGGAUUUCAUCAUAACGAUCAAAGCUGAUAAUCCCAACACGAAAAUAGCAUUGAUAUACGGGGAAGCUAGCUCGAUCAAUGUGACCUAUAGCGAUUCAACGAUUUGUACAGGGAAAGUACCAGCUUUCCAUCAAGGUCCGAUGAAUACAACUAUAUUACAAAUUGAAUUAAAGGGUAAAAGUACAUUUGGAUCAGGGCUUUAUGAGGCAUUACAAGCUAAUGAGAAAAAUGGGAAAAUUCCAUUAAAGGUAAUGAUUAAGGUACCUGUGGAAGUUGUUUUGGAAAGUUUAAAAUUAAGACAAUUCAUUGUGUUUGUAAAUAGCACAUUAAUUGUGCAUGAUUUGAAGCCAGGUAAGAAACCUGAGGUUGAAAAUAGCGAACCAACAAUCCAAGUUAAAUUCUGAUAAAAUCUCAUCUGUCCCUCUUUGCGUUAUACCUGUUUUUUUUAAAAAAAAAAAAAAUUAUAAAUGUAUACGAACGAUUGUAUUUAUUGGUUUGUGAAAUUAGAAAAAGGAACCAUCAGCUCUCUAACUUUGUAUCAAUAAUGAGCCAGUUUCUGAAAUAUAUCAACAUACAAGUAUAUAAGGACUAUUUUGAGAGUCCACAUAACAACGUUUCUUAUGAUCUAUAUAAAUAAAGAAUGGAUAUUGCUAUGAUUUUUAUACAUUGAAUUGUACCUACAUACUGUAAUUGUCAUGCUCAAACUGAGAAACUACCUUUGAUUCAACUGCCUUCACAGGAUUGUUAGAGGAAGCUUGGCUAAUCUUCGUAUACAUAUGUAUAGAACAUUAAAAAGAAAUAACUGAAAGAAUGUACUCACUGAGUUUCGCCUAUUUGAUAUAACUAGUUUAACUGCACGUGCCUCCCACGUGUAACGUUUGAUUAUUUAAAAUUAAAUGAUUUUGUCUAUUGCGCAGA
Molecule: messenger RNA, 1461 nt
Organism: Capsicum annuum
Lineage: Eukaryota; Viridiplantae; Streptophyta; Magnoliopsida; Solanales; Solanaceae
Product: NDR1/HIN1-like protein 6
Exons: 1
Coding region: 309-947 (212 amino acids)
Cellular component (GO): plasma membrane
Source: RefSeq, a predicted model, not a curated record